Messenger RNA from Trichoderma reesei QM6a, 2064 nucleotides. RefSeq lists its product as uncharacterized. Lineage: Eukaryota; Fungi; Ascomycota; Sordariomycetes; Hypocreales; Hypocreaceae. Bases 1 to 2064 code for a protein of 687 amino acids. The record is from RefSeq and is a predicted model, not a curated record. The transcript is spliced from 3 exons.
AUGAACAGCACAGGCGGCGGCGGCAGCAACAACAAUGGCAAUGGCAAUGACAAUUCUGACUUCAUCGUCGCCGCCGUAGCGUUGGUUGUCUCGGUCGUGGCGCUGCUGGCCACGUUUAUGCAAGUGCUGCAGCAGUACUAUGCCUCGGCACAGGGCUAUUCACAAUGCAACGAAAAGGUCAUGGGAGAUUGGGCAUUGACCAAGACGAGACGGUUCCGCUUCGACGAGCUACGGUUUGAAGUGGAAUUUGAUGUGCCCGUCAUCUUCGUGUCGUCUCCGAAGAACCAAAACGGGCCCGUGGCAGAUGCUCCCAUCUACUACCUGGACGGCUCCCAGAAAUCCCAGCAAGAUACACACUCGACCGCCACGCUGGAUGAGCGCAAAGAAUACAAGGAAAAGUCUACAAAGGAAAAGAUUCACACCUCGGACAAUGAAAAGGCUGCCUGGUACGUGCUGCUCUUUGCCGCUCAACGCAUGGAGUCCGAAUCGCGGGAAUGGCAGAAGGAGGAAUACACAGCCUUUGGCCCUCCAGAUCUACACGGCAUUCCAGCAGAGCCUCCAACGUUGGCUGAUGACCACACCUUGGCCGUGGCUGUUCAGCGGAAGCGCAAGAGCUGGGACACCAUGCCUAUCAAUGUCACUAAGCCCUACGCCACGACUACCAUGUGCCACCUGAUCGAGAUGAUGGCGGCGAUUGGCGUCUACUGGAAGGAGUUUGACCGCAAGCGUGAUCGCUAUUGGGGAGAGGGCAACGGCUUCAUGAUCUUGGGCGAGAGGAUCAGCGACCCGGGACUCAUGUUCUCGUUCCAAGUCAACGGCCAGUGCUCCUUCAAGCGGAAUCGCGUCAUCCCAGUCGACGAGAUCAAGGAGCUGUGCUUCGGCCAUGUGCCCACCAUUUACCGUGAGAAGGAAGACAAGCGGCGCUUGACGGCCCCAGUCGAGGAGCGGCAGAACCUCAGCACCCUCGUCAUGGGCAGCCUGCGCGAAAUUUCCGAAACCUUGACCUCCAUAGGGUGCAACAAUGUGACGACUCGGUUAUGCUUGGAGGGCGGAACACGAAUGUCUCAUCUCUUUCCCAUAUCAUUUGAGCUUCUCGGCAUGUUGAGCAGAGUGUUCCACAUAGAGAACAGCAGCUUCACUUAUCUCCCCAACCCGACACCGGACAGCUGGGACAGGAGAUCAGUUUCCCUCCCCAAGUUACUGGAUGCUUUCUACAUUAAGACGCAACUCGGGGCUAUGGGCUCGGGGCAAGACACUCUCAUCAUCGCUCGCUACAGACACCACAUUGAGCGUAUACGGCAGCACCUUGAUGACAAGAAAAGCCUCGACAGAUGGCUCCUGUUGAGAUCGCUCCAUGCGGCCUUGGAUGACACGGAUGACGUCCUCACUGCAAGGACCAAGUCGGAAAGGCAGAGCAGUUACGAUGCUGAAAAUGCGUCAGAGAAGCCAAAUGACGCAGCAUCGGGGGCGGAGAAGCACAUUCAUCGGCGGGGUAUUGUCCAGGAUGUCGUGAGACAUCACAUCCAGGAUCUAAUCAGAUUACUGAACCAACAGGAAGAUCAGACUGCAGACACUUUGUCUGUUCGUCAAGACAUACGGCCUUCUUCGCCAAGUCGUCCGCGAGCCCCUCUACGACGGUUUGAAGACAUGGACGCUGCCGGGCCUGACGAUCGACAGGACAUCUUGAUGGGUGUGUAUUUUGACGCCAUUCGGCCCCGUGUGGUGUCAACUGCUCAGAACUCGGCUUUUCGAAGAAGCAGUCUCGUUGGUGUCCCUCCAGAGCUUGGACGCACUCUCGCUGCAAGCAUCCGCUCCAACACAUCUCUUCUCCCCUCACAUGCGACGAGUGAGUCCGUUCUCGCCCCAGUACAACAGAUUGCCGCUUCGGAAGAAACCCACAGCGGCGUCUCGCUUGCCGACCUGGAUGUAACGCACAAUGAUGUUUGGUGCACGCUCGUCUUCCGCAUGGUCUGCUGGCUAAUGCUGCAUAACUUUAACAAGAAGGACGUUCAGUUGCCCAAGAGCGAGCUCCUGGGUAGUCGAAUGCCAGUGUAUAUCUCAUGA